Molecule: messenger RNA, 1312 nt
Organism: Thalassophryne amazonica
Lineage: Eukaryota; Metazoa; Chordata; Actinopteri; Batrachoidiformes; Batrachoididae
Gene: taf7
Product: TAF7 RNA polymerase II, TATA box binding protein (TBP)-associated factor
Exons: 12
Coding region: 149-1237 (362 amino acids)
Biological process (GO): transcription initiation at RNA polymerase II promoter; RNA polymerase II preinitiation complex assembly
Cellular component (GO): transcription factor TFIID complex
Molecular function (GO): RNA polymerase II general transcription initiation factor activity
Source: RefSeq, a predicted model, not a curated record
UUGAUUAUGGCUGCGGUCCGGUUUACUGUGUGUUGCUAAAAGAGUCAAAUUUUAACAAUAAUUCCUAAAUUCACCGUUUUUAUCCGGGUUCUGUAGUUACAGCGUGAGCAUAUAUUAGAUCCGCAGUGUCCACAUUACUGAAACAAAGAUGGCAUCGAAACUGAAAGUUGGGAAGGUUGGUUCCAGGAACAAGGAGGAUGCUCCCUAUGAGUUGGAGAGCCAGUUUGUCCUGAGACUGCCAACGGAAUAUGCCUCCACAGUACGAAGGAUUGCCCAGUCUAGUAGUAUGAACAUGAAGGACCGACUCACCAUUGAACUGCACCCUGAUGGUCGUCAUGGCAUAGUUAGAGUGGACCGUGUCCCUUUGGCCUGCAAACUGGUGGAUCUGCCCUGUAUGAUCGAGUCUAUGAAAACUGUGGACAAGAAAACAUUUUACAAAACUGCUGAUGUCUGUCAGAUGCUCGUAUGUACACUAGAUGGAGACCUUUAUCCUCCUUUAGAGGAGCCCACUGGCACCGACCCUAAGACCAAGAAGAAGGACAAAGAUAAGGACAAGAAAUUCAUUUGGAACCAUGGCAUCACCUGCCCUCUGAAGAACACGCGCAAGAGAAGAUUUAGAAAGACUGCAAAAAAGAAGUACAUUGAAUCACCUGAUGUGGAGAAGGAAGUGAAGAGAUUGCUAAGUACAGAUGCUGAGGCUGUCAGUGUCCGAUGGGAAAUCAUAGCGGAGGAUGAGUUAAAAGAAGCAGAUCAGAAUGGCGGUCUCGGCAACCUGGACUCAUCACCUGGGAACUCGGAACACAAAAUGGGUAAUGGGUCGUCUUCCCAGUGUGAUGAGCUGAGGAAGAUUUUCAAUGACAUAAGCAGCUCCAGUGAGGACGAGGAGGAUGAAGGGGACCGGCACGAGGACGAGGACCUGAACAUCAUGGACACAGAGGAUGAUCUGGUCCGACAGCUUCAAGACAAACUCAGUGAAUCUGAUUCUACACAGCAUGAAACUGAUAGAAACAGCCAUAUAGUCAUGGAGUAUCAACUGCAGAUCAACAACAUCAAGGCCAAACUCCAAGAAACCUGUGCCCGGAAGAAACAGCAAGAGGAGCUCAUCAUGAAAGUAGAAAACCAGGCCCUCAAAAAUCGCUUUCAAGCCGUGCUGGAUGAGAUCAUUCAACAGGAAGAACGGGAGAUGGAGCAGUUGGCCUCCCUGCAAGAGCAGCUGGACUCGCUGUUAGAGAAGUGACCACCAGGGGGCAACCUCUUGUCACUUUGAACCAAACCAUGGAGGAGGAGGAAGAAUGCCUUCAUCCAAGAAGGA